Arachis ipaensis is the source of this 991-nucleotide messenger RNA. Lineage: Eukaryota; Viridiplantae; Streptophyta; Magnoliopsida; Fabales; Fabaceae. The record is from RefSeq and is a predicted model, not a curated record.
GAUUAGAUUCCAUUCAAGAAAAUAAUAAUGAGAUACUUCAAAAUAAUAACGCUUUGCCAGCCUAAGUUGUAAAGCUGUAAUUCAAUUUUGCUUUGUCGACCGUUGGCGGCGAGUGGCGAGCCACCACCUAUAAAAUAAUAAGGCUUCUUACAUUCAAAGAAUCGAAGGAAUCCUUCCUUAUUGCUUCAAAAUUCAAAUAAUAACAAUGGGAAUUCCGUCUGAACUGCGAGACAUGUGGGUGUCCCGCAGAGAAUCCUUCCUUAUUGCUUCUCCCGCCGAAGAAAGGAAGAUUGUUAGGACUAAGAAAUGCACCCAUGAGGGUGUAAUUGCUGGAUUCAAAGCAGCUUCCGUUGCAUGUGUUGCCAGUGCCGUGCCUACACUGGCUGCAGUUCGCAUGGUUCCAUGGGCAAAGGCAAACCUCAAUUAUGUUGCGCAGGCACUUAUCAUAUCUGCUGGGGAAGCAGAUGAACCAUCUUUUAGGGUUGGCAACUGUCGAAGAUUCCAACAACACAGCAUACUCACCACAGUGACAUCUUCCAUCCAGAAUUUUCUCCUUGUUCAUCUUUGAAGUUGAAGCUCCUGAAAAGCUGCAACUUUUGCUUGUGGUUAUUUUUCUCCUUGACAUUGCUAAAAUUCUUCCAACUAUAUUAGCGUGAGUAGCUGGGAAUGAUGGAUGGCUGUGUCGGGAACGGUUUCACUUUGUGAACAUUGGGCUCCAACAAAGAGCGAAGAAUUAGGGUUCAUAUUGUUCCCAAUUAGUACUAAAUACACGUCAGCUAGCAAUACAUGCCAAUGUGAAAGAAAACUGCCCACGUAAAGUACUUUGGUUAGUUUUGUAACGGGAUUAAACUUAUGUGGGUAUGUCAUGGGUUAUGAUCUUCUAUGGUUAUCCUUGUCAGCGAAUCAAUCUUUCAUGCGUACUUUUGAUGGUUUAGUCACUUUUUUUUAUUUAGUUUGAUUCUGUGAUUGAAUAAAUUUGAAGUUUGACAUU